AUUUUAUUAGUAUUUGUUAAUAACGUUCCGACAAUAUAUACGGUGAUGGAAGAUUGGGGCGACAUGGUACUUGUAAUCGACACUUUACGUAUUGCUUUGCCUUUAUUGACGGUACCAGUGAAAUAUAUCAUCAUGCGAUGGAAACGAACAGUUCUCUUAUCGAUUGUGAAUAUGAUGGAGGAAGAUUGGGUAGCAUUGAAAUCGGUUGCAGAAAGAGCUGUGAUGAUAAGACGAGCACGAACUGCUCGAUUAAUUAUGAUCAUUGGAUAUUUUUGUUUUGCAUCCGCAUUUCUCAUAUCAACUGUUCCUACUUAUUUUGGCGUUCGAGUAUUUCAUGUGACAAAUUUCACGAAACAGACCAAAUUACCCUUUGAGACGUAUCACUUUUACAAUAUACAUAAGAGCCCGCAGCUUGAGUUGACCUUAUUUUUGCAAAACAUAAUGAGUUUCUUAGCAGCUGCUGCUUACCUAACUAUAGAUUUUUUUUUAUUAUUAGUUAUUUUCCAUUUUUGUGGCCAGCUAGAGAAUUUUGGAUAUCGACUGAUAAGUUUAGUCUCAUGCAAAAAUUUCGGCAAAAUUUUACAUGACAUCGUAGUAUACCAUUUACGUCUUAUCAA
Vollenhovia emeryi is the source of this 617-nucleotide messenger RNA. RefSeq lists its product as uncharacterized. Gene Ontology annotation, biological process: sensory perception of smell. The annotation marks the transcript as partial. Gene Ontology annotation, cellular component: membrane. Lineage: Eukaryota; Metazoa; Arthropoda; Insecta; Hymenoptera; Formicidae. The record is from RefSeq and is a predicted model, not a curated record. Gene Ontology annotation, molecular function: olfactory receptor activity; odorant binding. The transcript has 2 exons.